GUGGGAGUCGCCAGGCUACGAGCCGCGAUGAAGCCGAAACUGCAAUCGUGAGGGACUUAUCGCACAACCGGGUGAUAUAAGAGAGGAAGGGUGCGAACAGACGGUCAUCAAUCAUCCAUUCCCGCCUCCCUCACUUGGAGCGGCGGACUUGCAGCCUUGUGGCUUUUGGCAGGCUACCGACGUUUCCGCGCUAGUCAGCGCGCGCUGACCAUUCGAUGGCAUCACCGGCCGACACCGAGGCAACAUCCCUGCUCGACGGGAUGCGCUAUAGCACCAGGGAAGCCAAGCUCGACGAGAGCUUUUACGAUGAUGCCGAGACCGAGUUCGUCUCUGAACUCACAGGUAUCAAAGACCCGGUGGAGCUGAAGAAGCACGUCCUCCAAGUCCAGCGCGAGGCUUACGCGAUCUAUCCAUACCCUUGUAUUCGGAUUUGCGGCUUUGUGAAAACGAAAAUAUCUCGCUUUCCCGCCUACAAGGACCUCCUGCAGCUCGGAAAAGAACGCCCAGGUGCACUGUUUCUCGACGUUGGCUGCGGUGUUGGCAACGACACUAGGAAGGUUGUCUUGGAUGGAUUCCCAAACAAUCAAAUCAUCGCCUCGAACCUCCAUGCCGAAUUGUGGGACGUAGGCCACAAAGUGUUCAAGUCCACGCCCGAGUCAUUCCCAGUCAAGUUCGUCGCCGGCGACGUCUUCGACGACGCCUUCCUCGCGCGUAGCGGUCCAGUUGCGACGCCGGAGGCCGCGGAUGCCCUAGUGGCGGGCAGCGAGCCGUCAAUAGACUUGUCUGCUCUGACUUCGCUCACACCACUCCGCGGGAAGCUGUCAGCGAUCUACGCCUCGUCACUCUUCCACCUUUUCGACGAGGAGCGGCAGAGCGAGCUUGCACGCCGUCUCGCGUCGCUGCUCUCGCCCACUCCGGGUUCGUUCAUCUUCGGGGCGCACAUUGGGAAUCCCGAGAAGGGCUUGAUCCUUGACUAUCUGACUGCUAACGCCCCUGCGGGCACGCGCAUGUUCUGCCACAGCCCGGAGAGCUGGAAGGCGCUUUGGGAAGGAAUCUUUGGGGAGGGCAAGGUCGAGACGAACGCCGUGCUGACGACGGCCCAACGGCCGGACACGCCAGUGGGCGUGAAGACAGACUUUAUGGCCUGGUCCGUCAAGCGACUGUGAGGCUAUGGAAAGAUCAUUGUUCUACGCUUAAAUGCCUGGAUUCUUUUCCUUUGAUAUCAUUUAGUCCCCUGCGGUCUCUUACCUUAGUGCAUGACGAUGGAACUACCCGUGAAGCUGCUUGGAGGAGGAUCAAGACAAUGAGUGCAGGUCUGAAGAUAUUAGUUGACGUGCAACGUGAGUACGUGAACAAUAUAAUCACACGUACGCAGAAGUAGUCUGGCCUUUUAUAUCGCACCAGUUGAAGGACAGGUGCCGGGGCUCUACUAAAGCUAUCCCGCGCAUUGUUUUACGUUUC
Messenger RNA from Phanerochaete carnosa HHB-10118-sp, 1461 nucleotides. RefSeq lists its product as uncharacterized. The record is from RefSeq and is a predicted model, not a curated record. The coding region runs from base 216 to 1166 and encodes 316 amino acids. The transcript is spliced from 5 exons. NCBI's taxonomy places the organism in Eukaryota, Fungi, Basidiomycota, Agaricomycetes, Polyporales, Phanerochaetaceae.